Acanthoscelides obtectus is the source of this 301-nucleotide messenger RNA. Lineage: Eukaryota; Metazoa; Arthropoda; Insecta; Coleoptera; Chrysomelidae. The record is from the annotation of a GenBank genome assembly.
AAGAAGCACGUUCCACUUUAGCGUUCUGCGACGCUUUUAAAAAUGAUUACUUACUACUGUUUUUAUAUGUUAGAUGGACUCAGUGCUUAUGAGACACAUUGAUAUACACCGAUGUGAAGUUAACAGCGAAAUUCCAGCAGAUACCCGGAGAUACCCGAACGAACAGUGGCGUCCUUCCAUAAGGAAUAAUAUGCUCUUAUAGCCCUAGUUAAGGUAAAUAUAGAAAAUACAAGCAGAAACAAUUACGGCCUGAAUAAACUAGAUGAGAGAACUUCUAAACGGAUAGCAACCAAAAACCAGA